Messenger RNA from Dama dama (fallow deer), 3847 nucleotides. It is a transcript of the gene NEK7, whose product is annotated as NIMA related kinase 7. Bases 151 to 1059 code for a protein of 302 amino acids. Lineage: Eukaryota; Metazoa; Chordata; Mammalia; Artiodactyla; Cervidae. Gene Ontology annotation, molecular function: protein kinase activity; ATP binding. Gene Ontology annotation, biological process: protein phosphorylation. The record is from RefSeq and is a predicted model, not a curated record. The transcript has 10 exons.
GCUCCGGGCCUCGCAGCCACAGCCCCGGGCCCAGCGGGCCUGUCCGCGGCGCCGCCUGGCCGAGCCGCCCGCCCGCUCCGGGUCCUGUGCGGGCCGGAGGACGCAAAGAUCCCCGCUUCCUGAGUUCAGAAGUUCCUGUUGCUUCAGACAAUGGAUGAGCAAUCACAAGGAAUGCAAGGGCCACCUGUUCCUCAGUUCCAGCCACAGAAGGCCUUACGACCGGAUAUGGGCUAUAAUACGUUAGCCAACUUUCGAAUAGAGAAGAAAAUUGGUCGCGGGCAAUUUAGCGAAGUUUAUAGGGCUGCCUGUCUCUUGGAUGGAGUACCAGUAGCUUUAAAAAAAGUACAGAUAUUUGAUUUAAUGGAUGCCAAAGCACGUGCUGAUUGUAUCAAAGAAAUAGAUCUCCUUAAGCAACUCAACCAUCCAAAUGUAAUUAAAUAUUAUGCAUCAUUCAUUGAAGAUAAUGAACUGAACAUAGUUUUGGAAUUAGCUGAUGCUGGUGAUCUAUCCAGAAUGAUAAAGCAUUUUAAGAAACAAAAGAGGCUAAUUCCUGAAAGAACUGUUUGGAAAUACUUUGUGCAGCUGUGCAGUGCGUUGGAGCACAUGCACUCUCGACGAGUCAUGCACCGGGAUAUUAAACCAGCUAAUGUGUUCAUUACAGCCACUGGUGUGGUCAAGCUUGGAGAUCUCGGGCUUGGCCGUUUUUUCAGCUCCAAAACCACAGCUGCACAUUCUUUAGUGGGUACACCUUAUUACAUGUCUCCAGAGAGAAUACACGAAAAUGGGUACAACUUCAAGUCUGACAUCUGGUCCCUUGGCUGUCUACUGUAUGAGAUGGCAGCCUUACAGAGUCCUUUCUAUGGCGACAAGAUGAACCUGUACUCGCUGUGUAAGAAGAUAGAGCAGUGUGACUACCCGCCUCUCCCUUCAGACCACUAUUCAGAGGAACUGCGACAGCUGGUGAACAUGUGCAUCAACCCAGACCCGGAGAAGCGGCCGGACAUCACCUACGUGUACGACGUGGCCAAGCGGAUGCACGCCUGCACCGCCAGCGCCUGAGCGCGGCCGGCGGAGCGCACAGCCGACGUGCACUCCAGUGUUCUUGAGCAAAGCGCACCUCCCCCUCCUGGGUGUUAAGAGUCCUACUUCAGAGCUAACGUGCUUUGAAUCCUUAACCAGUUUUCAUCUAAGCUUCAUUUUGUACCAAUUUAAGUCACCUUCUUGCAAGCCCCAAUGACUUUGGAAUAGUCAGAUUGCAUGUUAGGAGAGCAGACAACACAGUGGUUCUUAAUGCCUAAGAAUUUUUAGAAUGAUUUCAAGUUUUGUGCUCACCAGUCGUGUUCAGAUAGACUCUCAGUGCCAAACACCGGUGACUUGGCUUGGCCCCAUCGGGACAGACACACAAGCCCGAGGACGGUAUCUGAGCACAUGACUUGUGUGCUUUCCGGUCAUGUGUGGACAUCUGAGAUGAACACAGUUGUGAACUUUUGUGACUCUUUUAUUUUCAGAAGUUUGAAGUAUGUGUUUUAGUUCUUAGCAUUGUAGCUUUCAAAUAGAAUUCUUAAAGCUGAAUAUACACAUGAACUAUAUUUUCAUUCAUGAACUAUUUGAGAAAUUUAAAAUCCUUAGCUUAUACAUUCAAAAUGCAACUAUUAAAUGUGAAAAGAUUUGGGGACAAAAUGUGAGUCAGACACUGAAGAGUUUUUUGCUUUAUUUUAGUAUCUUUGAUAUUCUCCUUGCAUUAAAAUGGUAUAAAUGAAUCCAUUUAAAAAGUGGUUAAGGAUUUGUUUGGCUGGUGUGAUAGUAAUUUUCAAAGUUGCACAUUGCCCAAGGCUUUUUUGUGUGUUCUUGCUGUUGUUUGUACAUUUGAAGACUAUUAUUUGAAUAAUCCUGCAGUACUAUAUUUCAGUUCCUUUAUGAAUUUAAAUGCUCUACUCAUGAUCGUGCACUAUAGUAUAUAAGCAUAUGUUUUUAUUCAUAGAUUUUAUUGAAAUUCUGAUUGGUCCCCUUAUAAAAGUUUUUUUAUAUUCUUCAAGUUACUUUCCUAUUUAUAUUGUACAUGAGUUUUAUCCACUAAUGUUUCAGAUGUUCUAACAACAUUAUAGCCUUAAAAGAAUAUUUGGUAUGCCAACACUUCUCCUGGAAGGAAAACAUUUUUAACUUUUUAAAAUUUGGGCUGCCCCGUGUGUUCACGCGUUGUCUUGUUAGAAAGGAAGAGGGGUGUGUGUUGUCCUGUUCCUGUGAAUGUUGAUGCCGUUGCAGUUCAUCUGACAAGAUUGCAAUUUUAGAAUAUGUUUAACCAAGUGAACUAGCCACUCCUGCAGCCGGAAGUUUCAUGAGCUAAACAUUUCUGUUGAGAAGCUUCUCACCAAGUACUGUAUUCAUGCCCGAAGUCGCCCGAGGCAGUGUAGUUCCCGGGAGCGGGCAGAGUUCAGCACGUGCCGUCAUGGAGACGUUUGCCCCGGACGCUGCAACACGGCCACGUGGCCGCCACCAGCUAAGGACCCCGUGCCACCACGGACUCUGCCCAGUAACCCUGCCCACGGGACCCCUCAUGCUCAGAGAGCGCCUGCCCUCAUCCCAUAGAACUGCUGGUUUUGUUUUUUCCAUAGAAGUAUUUUUCUUAAAGUCAUUUGAAUACUUUCAUUUGUAAACAUUUAAAAUGUACAAAGCAAAGUGUCUACUCCUUGUUUUUCUAAAUUUAAUCAGCUAUGGUGUCAGUUGUGAAUUAGGGUGAUUUAUCCCAGGCCAGGCAGGGGAGAGCUGGUGGCUCUGCAUCCCGGACUGCAGGGACACCUGGGCCCCCGGCACCCCCACACGCGUCUCCAGCGUAGAACUGUCUCUGUUGACCUUAGUGUUGUGUUCAUUUUAAUGUAAUAUGACUCAUGGAGAUGAGAUGUCCUCUAUUUGAAACAAAUAUGCUCGUUUUUCUUGCAAUCUUUAAAAAUACAUCCAUCUAAAAGCCAUUAGCUGGACCCCCUCACAGGACUUCUAAGCAGAUUUAAACUUUUAAGUGAACCUAUCUGCUAGAAGGAAAUUGGGAAGAUUUUAAUGAUCAGGGGAAUCCAUUAUUGUUUUCUACAUGUGGAAACUUUCUGUCUUGGAUAUUUUAUCUUUUUUUUUUUAAUCUCAGUGUUCAUAUUUUUCUGGAAGAAACCACUGUGCACAAAACAAACUUUAAUUCUGAAUGGGAUCAUUUCAAAGAAUUAUGAAGAUGAUUAGAAGUUUUAAUUUUUUAUAAUCACCUAUAAAAUGUUCUCUUUGUAUUUCUGUUUAUAAGUAAAUUUUGUAUUGAUUAAAUAAAACAUGUGAUUUGAUAUGAGGAACAGUAAAAUGAAAGGUACAUCUGAUUUCUAGCCCUUAUUUAGACUUUGGUACCAGUUCCCCAGGGCACAAGGUGGGAUGACCUUGGCUCAUGCGCCAAGGCCCAGGAAUGGUGAGCUGAGGGUGUCCCGGUAUACAUAAAGUGCUCAGCAGCGGGCCCUGGUGUGAGUUCAGUGAGAUAUGACGGCCCCUUCAUGACUGCUUACCGUCCUACACAGUAUCCAUUACAAAACACCGUUCUGGUAUCCGUAUACACUUCAGGUGUUGCUGUUAACAUUUGCAUAUUUAUUUUAACCAAAUGUUACUCAUAUUAAAUGUUUUUUCUUUAAAAUGAAUGUAUUAUGUUUAUAUCCCACCAAUGAAUAAUUAUCUUAUGCCUCAUAUUUCAAUAGUACUGUAAUAUGGACUUUUGUGAAAUACUUUUAUUUUGUUAUGCUUCAAAUACACAUAUUAAAGACUCUGUUGUUAGCUUUGAAAAUUGUAUAAUAUCCUAAUAUAAAUAAAAAUAUAAAAUUAAAAAUAA